This is a messenger RNA of Eutrema salsugineum, 1571 nucleotides long. Its product is annotated as protein DEFECTIVE IN MERISTEM SILENCING 3. The record is from RefSeq and is a predicted model, not a curated record. Bases 107 to 1366 code for a protein of 419 amino acids. Lineage: Eukaryota; Viridiplantae; Streptophyta; Magnoliopsida; Brassicales; Brassicaceae. The transcript has 6 exons.
CUCUGUGAGACCAAAGAAGAAGGCGAAUCAAGCACCGAGAGAGAGAGAGAGAGGAAGAGAGUGAGAAAGAUAGAUUCUCCGAUUAUAACAUUGAAGCAGAGCAGUAAUGUAUCCGACCGGUCAACAGAUUUCGUUUCAGACCUCCCAUUCGGCAGUUCAAGAUCCACCAACGAGGAUGCUUGUGGAUCCAAGAGAAAUGGCGUCACCAGUUCCAAGAGUUGUAACCCAGAAUAAUGGAGGAGGAGAAGGGGGAGGGAUGUCUCAGGCCGAGUUUGCUAUGUUCAAUUCCAGGAGGCUUCAGUCUGAUCUUGAAGCCAUGGGCAGAAAAAUCAAACAGCACGAGGAUAAUCUGCUAUUCCUCAAGUCUCAGAAGAACAAAUUGGAUGAAUCGAUCCUCGAUUUGCAAGUUCGUAUGAGCCAACUUCAAUCAUCGGCAACUCCUAUAAGCGAAAACUUUGGUGACAAUCAUCAGGGUGAAGAUGUCGAUGAACAGAUCCUCCGGUAUGAAAACUCAGCUGCUGGAGUUUUAGGUCUUGUUCAAUCUCGCCAUGGCUCGCAGGUUUCUCAGUUGACGCUGACAAAAGGAGUCGUUGGAGUUGUAGCGCAACUGGGGAGAGUCAGUGAUGAAAACCUGAGCCAGGCUUUGUCGGAUUAUCUAGGGACUCGCUCGAUGUUGGCACUUGUAUGCAAGGAUUACGAAAGUGUCAAGGGUUUAGAGAGUUAUGACAAUCAAGGCAACGUUGAUAAGAAUGCUGGCCUUCACGGGCUUGGCGCUUCGAUUGGCAGAAACAUUGAAGGCCAUUUUGAUGCCAUCUGCCUUGAAACUCUGAGACCGUAUGUUGGCCAGUACAUAGCUGAUGAUCCGCAAAGAAGGCUUGAUCUUCUGAAGCCGAAAUUGCCCAACGGCGAGUAUCCUCCUGGGUUUCUAGGAUUUGCUGUGAACAUGAUACAAAUCGUACCAGCUUACUUGCUCUGUGUCACAGCAAAUGGAUAUGGUCUUCGUGAGACCUUGUUCUACAGUCUCUUCUCCCGCCUUCAAGUUUACAAAACAAGGGUUGAUAUGAUCAAUGCCCGUCCUUGCAUAAGUGAUGGUGCUAUAUCUUUGGAUGGAGGAAUCAUCAGAUCAGGUGGGAUCUUCACGCUUGGAAGCUGUGAUGAGGUGAACAUAAGAUUUGCAAAGCCAAUUGCUUCACGUGUGAUGGACAAUUAUAGUGAGACGGAGAAGCAAAUGAGAGAGAUGAAAUGGAAGAAGGAUAAAACGCUGGAGGACAUAAAGCGAGAGCAAGUGCUCCGUGAAGAGGCUGUGUUCAACUUUGGCAAGAAGAAAGAAGAGUUUGUUCGAUUCUUGGCUCAGACCGCAUACUAAACAUGCAUGUGCUUCUAAAGGAAUCCUAUAUUGACUUUAAGAACUUGCUUCCAGUCUUUUAGUUUUUGAUAAAUUGCUUCCAUAACCAAAAAACCGUUAGGUGUUCCUGGAAAGCUUAGUUGACUGGUUUGGUUUAGAUCGGUUAGCUUUCGGUUAUGUAUUUCUAGACUUUUUUUCGGGGUACAUAUGAUGGAAAUUUGUUAUA